AAUCAUGAGUAAGAACUACUUGUCCAAAAACGAUGAACUCCGCAAGGGGGACUUUCUGAUCUCCAACAACAGACAGUGGAAGGCCAUCUUCCAGGAGGAUGGUAACUUCGUCAUCUAUGGCUGGAAGCCUUUUUGGGCUUCAGAUACUUCCGGAUCAGACGGAAUGCGCGUGUGUAUGCAGGAGGAUUGCAACCUGGUCAUGUACAACAAGUGUGAUCAACCCAAGUGGCACACAAACUCCUACAGACCCACAUCCAAAAUGUGCCGCCUUCACCUGACCGAUGAGGGAAAACUGGUGGUCAGCAGGGAAAGUGAGGAGCUCUGGAACUCCGAUAAAGACCAUGGCAAGAAGUGAUUCACUGUGAGCGUUACGCCUUGUGAUAAUAUUGAGUUACUAGUGAACCUUCUGUAUAAUCUGUGAUGAAAUAAAAGACAUUUAUCACAAAGCAGGAA
Molecule: messenger RNA, 453 nt
Organism: Gasterosteus aculeatus aculeatus (three-spined stickleback)
Lineage: Eukaryota; Metazoa; Chordata; Actinopteri; Perciformes; Gasterosteidae
Product: B-type lectin plumieribetin
Source: RefSeq, a predicted model, not a curated record